AUGGGUACACUGACGGCAGACUGUCCGCGCCUGGACUCACAUUGUCCACAUAAGCUCGCGACCUCAUGUAGGCUUACAUCGACACCAAAUUGCUGCGCGUGCGCCGACGAGAGGGUGCACUCACAGACAUACAGGGUAUACAUCGAUGGCGUCGGCUUCGUGCAGCGAGGUACGCGCUGGCAGGGCUACUGUUGGUUCUGCAAAGAGUUCUGGACCAACCGCCUCGCCGCCACCGAUCCGCCCCUAGAAAUAUCGCAAACACGCAUCCCCGAGAUUCCGGAUCAGACCGAGUUCCUAGAGCGAUGGUGGGAAUUUUACCAAGGAUAUAGGGUUGCAAGGCUUUCCGAUGGCAACGAACAACGCAUGUCGGUUAUAGGCGAGCCGCUCAAGGAAGUCAGCCCCGGCUUCCUGCCUCGGACACUGGAUCAAUUACGAGCCGGCGUAGAGAACGACGCGCGGAGACCAGAGAACCGAGUCAGGAGACGGCGACUGUCGUCAGAAGACGAGCAACCAGACCAGCCUCAGCCGAGUUUGGAAGACGUUCUGGACGAUCUACUGAACGAGGCGGAGGCGGAGGAAGAAAUACCAAGCAUGGAGUUGUAUCUUCUGCCACAAGCAUCGGAUACUCUUGAUCGCGAGCCAUCAGAGUCCUCACGCCCAUUGACUAGGAGAGCUGCCCAAUUGCAGCUUACACGAGAACGAUUCGCUCGUGUGUUUGGCAGCCGCGAAGAUGUACAACAAGACGAUUACGAAUCACCCCUCACAACAAUGUAUGGUAGAGCAUACGAUCGCUAUCGGCAAGCUGAAGAGCGACGGGCAGAAGGCACUAGUAGUGCGCCUUCGCUAGAUGGACUAUCGGCCCAAGAGCGACGCGACGUUGAAGAACAGUUACUAUGGGGUGUCAUACGUGAGUCUCAAGCCAUGCCAGAAUCGUUAGAGAGCGAAUUCGAUGUUUGGGGCUAUCCAUUCGUUCAGAGAAAUACGGGGCCUCUCUCAAGUACCGUCUCUGCCAGCCUUACCGAGACAGGGCUUUCGAAUGCUUCAACGACUGGGCCGCCAGGGUCAAAUAGUAUGGUCUACUCUUUCGGCGGGGCACCACGGACCACCACACCCUCCACGACCGCAGGACCCAGCGGCUCGAUGACUAGGACAUAUCCUCUACUCGGCAUAGAAAACCUACACCUGCGCUUUCAAGAAUCUACGCGCUCCCUACUCGCCCACCAUGCUGGCAAUGCGGUCACUCUGGAUAAUCAGCCCGAUCGUCCUCCUCCAAAGACAGACGAAGAGAUGACCAAGACAUUGGCGUGCCAGGUGUGCUACCAGCAGCUUGCAGAUACUGUGGUACUGCCGUGUGGGCAUAUGGUCAUGUGCCAGUGGUGCGCGGAUGUAGUGGUUCCAGUUCGGCAUAGUCAUUUACCUGUGAGUCCGACCAAGUGUCCGAUGUGUAGAAAGCAGGUCAAGCAAAGGUUCAAGGUCCAUAUGGGGUCAUGA
This is a messenger RNA of Cucurbitaria berberidis CBS 394.84, 1491 nucleotides long. RefSeq lists its product as uncharacterized. Lineage: Eukaryota; Fungi; Ascomycota; Dothideomycetes; Pleosporales; Cucurbitariaceae. The transcript has 2 exons. Gene Ontology annotation, biological process: ubiquitin-dependent protein catabolic process; protein ubiquitination. The coding region runs from base 1 to 1491 and encodes 496 amino acids. The record is from RefSeq and is a predicted model, not a curated record. Gene Ontology annotation, molecular function: ubiquitin protein ligase activity.